Molecule: messenger RNA, 600 nt
Organism: Guyanagaster necrorhizus
Lineage: Eukaryota; Fungi; Basidiomycota; Agaricomycetes; Agaricales; Physalacriaceae
Exons: 4
Coding region: 33-374 (113 amino acids)
Source: RefSeq, a predicted model, not a curated record
UCUCUCUUCAGCUGUCUCAGUCGCGUUCAGUCAUGCCAAAAACUAGCAAAGAUUCUUCUGUCAAGGCCAUGUCCAAGGCCUCCAGGACCAAAACUGCUAAAGAAGGCAAGGCACCACGCGAGCCUUCCAAAUAUCAACAGUUUAUGUCGGUCCAAUUGAAGCUUUGGAAGGAGCAGAAUCCUGAUAGGUCUGCGAGGGAUGCCAUGAAGGAGGUUGCUGUGCUGUGGAGAGACUCCCCCGAGAAUCCCAACCGAGGCAAAGCACCGAAGCCAAAGAAGAAAAAGGCUGCCAACUCUGGCUCAUCAUCCGAGCCGUUCUCGUCGUCACAACCGCGCUCAUCAGACAAGGAGGGCGCCCCCAGCCGCGACCUUUGAUUUCUGUUCUCUUUUGCAUAAGUCUCUCUGCUUCUGGUCUCUUCUGCACGUCUUGUUUCUUGCAUGCUCCUGAUAUUGCUUUUGUCCUGGAUUGUCGUCUGCCGUGUUGGACUUCGUAGCCCUUUUUUGUCGUCGUGUCUGUUCGUACCUGUGGUUGGAGGUCUCACGACUGUUGUCUGCUUGUGUGGUUAAAUUACUGUAUCAGCAAUGCUAGAAACUGAACCUG